CAGAGGAGCUACGGGACAGGUCUGCGUGGGCCUGGGUGCCUGACUUCGAGGCAGCUGGGAACCUAAACCUUCGUUACCUUCUUGCCGAGCCUUAAGGGGACAGUGGGCUCUCAGUCAGUGCGGCUCUUGGGCAGACCCAUCCCCCACCCUCCCCAGGCCCAGGUAUGACUGACUCACAGCAUCCGUCCUGCACCAGCACCGUCACCUCCUUUCCUGGACAUUUACCACGUUAGUGGCAAUGCACCAAGGGCUGUAGACGUGUUUUCUCAGUCAGUCUGCACAACAGCCUUAGGAGGCAGAUGUUCCUGGUGGGGCUGACAGGGGGCAUUGCCUCAGGCAAGAGUUCGGUGAUCCAGGUGUUCCAGCAGCUGGGUUGUGCGGUGAUUGAUGUGGACGUCAUUGCCCGGCAUGUCGUCCAGCCAGGAUACCCCGCCCACCGGCGUAUCGUGGAGGCCUUUGGCACUGAGGUCUUGCUGGAGAAUGGCGACAUUGAUCGAAAGGUCCUGGGGGACCUGAUCUUUAACCAGCCCGACCGGCGGCACCUGCUUAACUCCAUCACCCACCCCGAGAUCUGCAAGGAAAUGAUGAAGGAGACCUUCAAGUUCUUCCUCCGGGGAUACCGCUACGUGAUUCUGGAUAUCCCCCUGCUGUUUGAGACCAAGAAACUGCUCAAGUACAUGAAGCACACAGUGGUGGUAUACUGUGACCGAGACACGCAGCUGGCCCGGCUGAUGCAGCGGAACAACCUGAACCGCGACGACGCAGAGGCCCGGAUCAAGGCCCAGCUGCCCCUGAAGGACAAGGCCCGCAUGGCCCGCCACGUUCUAGACAACUCGGGCGAGUGGCGCGUCACCAAACGCCAGGUGGUCCUCCUGCACGCCGAGCUGGAGCGCUCCCUGGAGUACCUGCCACUGCGGCUCGGGGUCCUCACGGGGCUGGCCGGCAUCGCCAGUCUCCUCUACCUGCUCACCCACUACCUCCUGCCUUCCCCCUAGGGGGACCCUGCAAGGCAGGAAUUCCUGGGUCUCCACCUCCUCAGAGGCUGAAACCGGGUAAUGAGUGCAUCCGGUUUCCUCCCAACCCCUCAACACACACACUCUGGAUCUGGGCUGGAGCCCUGCACUGGGCCGACCCUUCCUCGGAGCACAUCCUGUCCAAGGCAGAGAAACAGCGCUCUGUCAGCAGAUGCUCCUUCCCACCUCCCCCAGCGCCCCUCCCUCUGGAACAGUGUCCAUCACGGGGUGUGGAAGCCACUAUGGUAGACUCUUGUAACUUGUGGGCGGGGGUGAGGAGCACUUUCAGUGGCCGUCACCAGUGUUUAAAGCUGGGAGGGUCCCUGGGCUUGAACCCUCUCCUAGCACGUGCCCGGUCACGGCCAAAACCCCCUGUGUGGACCAUGGGAAAUCACUUUGGACCGAGGGCUGCCUUCAAGCAGGAUUCCCCUGUAGAUUGAAGCCCUUGGCCAGGAGGCAGUAACAAUUCCCUUGUGGAUGAUGCUGUAGCGGGGCAGAGGCCAGGCCUCUUCUGGGAUGACCCUCUGUCCCACCAUGGCAUUUCCCUAGCACUCCCCACACCCUGCUCCCCCUCCUCCUACCACUACCUCCCGGAGCUCUUGCUAGUCUGCACGUGGUGCACCAGGCUGUCUCUGGCCUCUUUGCCUUCACCUUGCUGCUCCCCAAUCUGGAAAACCUUUUUUUUCCCUACAACUGGCUACCUUCCAGCUCAGGCACCAUCUGAAGCCCCAGGCUGGGUUAGGUGCUCUGGGGUACCCCCCACCCCACAUUUUACCUGAAUCCACAGUAUAAUAAUCAGCCAAAAACUGGUUAGUCUCUCCUACUAGACUGUAAGCCCUUUGAGGGCAGGAACUGUGUCUUAUUCAUCUGUGUUCCUGGCGUAGAGCCUCACUCGCCAUUGGUGCUGAA
Messenger RNA from Kogia breviceps (pygmy sperm whale), 1922 nucleotides. Lineage: Eukaryota; Metazoa; Chordata; Mammalia; Artiodactyla; Physeteridae. The record is from RefSeq and is a predicted model, not a curated record.